CAUCCUAAUGCAGAGAUGCUGCAGUGGCUCUGGGCGCACACACAUCCACACACAGGCAAGCGGCAGUGCCUGGGAAGGACUUGCCUGGGGGAGGCGGAGGACAGGCAGCGACGGGAAGGUUGUUUCAGCAGCAAGGACGCCAGGCUUUCCCCUGCACAGGCGCUCGCCCCGGGCGUGCACGCGCACGUGUCAAUCCAGGCCCAGGUUUGCUGUCCCCACUCCACAAUAAAGACUCAGUUUGCUGGGCCAUAAACUCUGAUCCAGAGGCCCAUGAUGGGAGCGGCAACGGAACUUAUUUUUGUGUCAUUAGCCAUCAUCUUCCUUACGGUAUGGUGCCAGCCACACAGUAGCAUGAGGAACUAUGGGCCAAUCUUUGAAGAGCAACCAGUCAACACGCUCUUUCCUGAAGGCUCAACAGAAGAGAAGAUAACUUUGGCCUGUCGAGCAAGAGCCAGUCCUCCUGCCACAUACAGGUGGAAGAUGAACGGCACAGAGAUAAAGAUGGAACCAGACUCCCGUUACCGGCUGUUUGGGGGCGACCUAGUGAUAAGCAACCCAGUCAAAUCCAAGGAUGCUGGGUCUUACCAGUGUGUGGCAUCUAACCCAAGGGGCACAGUUGUCAGCAGAGAAGCCUACGUCCGCUUUGGCUUUUUGCAGGAAUUCUCUACAGAGGAACGAGACCCUGUGAAGAUCACCGAAGGUUGGGGAGCGAUGUUUUCCUGCAUCCCCCCUCCGCACUACCCAGGUCUGUCAUAUCGAUGGCUCCUGAAUGAAUUUCCCAAUUUCAUCCCGGGGGAUGGAAGGCGCUUUGUCUCCCAGACAACAGGCAACCUUUACAUUGCCAAGACGGAGGCAUCAGACCUGGGCAACUACUCCUGCUUUGCUACUAGCCACAUUGACUUCAUCACAAAGAGCGUCUUCAGCAAGUUUGCCCGACUCAGCCUCGUUGCAGAGGAUGCCAGACAGUACGCGCCCAGCAUUAAAGCCAAGUUUCCUGCUGACACCUACGCGCUGGCUGGGCAGGCGGUGACUUUGGAGUGCUUUGCCUUUGGAAACCCUGUCCCCCGAAUAAGGUGGCGGAAGGUGGAUGGCUCUCAGUCCUCCAAGUGGAUCGCCAAUGAGCCCAUCCUGCAGAUCCAGGACGUGGGCUUUGAGGACGAAGGCACUUACGAGUGCGAGGCUGAGAACAGCAAGGGAAAAGACACCUACCAGGGCCGCAUUAUCAUUCAGGCUCAGCCAGAAUGGCUGAAGGUGAUCACGGACACGGAAGCGGACAUCGGGUCGGACCUGCGCUGGAGCUGUGCUGCAGCUGGCAAGCCGAGGCCAGCGAUCAGAUGGCUACGGAACGGGCAGCCAUUGAUUUCUCAGAACCGCAUUGAAGUGAGUGGCGGAGAGCUGCGAUUUUCCAAGUUAGCCCUGGAGGACUCCGGCAUGUAUCAGUGUGUGGCCGAGAACAAACAUGGCACAGUGUAUGCAAGUGCUGAAUUAACGGUGCAAGCAUUUGCUCCAGAUUUUCGGCUAAGCCCAGUGAAGCGCCUCAUACCAGCAGCCCGAGGUGGGGAGGUCAUCAUCCCGUGCCAGCCAAAAGCCGCACCAAAGUCCAUCGUGCUCUGGACCAAAGGGACAGAACUCCUGAUCAACAGCAGCAGGGUGACCAUUACACCAGAUGGCACUUUGAUCCUCCGUAACAUCAGCAAGUCCGACGAAGGGAAGUAUACCUGCUUCGCUGAGAAUUUCAUGGGCAAAGCCAACAGCACCGGGAUUCUCUCAGUUCGAGAUGCUACCAAAAUCACCCUGGCACCCUCUAGUGCUGACAUCAAUGUAGGUGAAAACAUCACCCUGCAGUGCCAUGCCUCCCAUGACCCAACUAUGGACCUAACUUUCACAUGGUCCCUGGAUGACCUCCCCAUUGAUAUCGAGAAGUCUGAUGGGCACUACAGGCGAGCUAGCACGAAAGAGGCUAUCGGGGACCUCACCAUCUUAAAUACUCUGCUGAAACAGUCUGGGAAAUACACGUGCACAGCCCAGACGGUUGUGGACAGUGCUUCAGAGUCAGCCAUGCUGAUUGUAAGAGGACCUCCAGGUGCUCCUGGGGGCGUGGUGGUGAGGGACAUCACCGAAGCAACCGUUCAGCUGAGCUGGAGCCGAGGCUUCGAUAACCACAGCCCUAUCGCCAAAUAUAUCAUCCAGGCCCGCACCCUGCUGUCCAACAAAUGGAAGCAAGUACGCACCAAUCCUGCGACUAUUGAAGGCAAUGAAGAGACAGCGCAGGUGGUGAACCUCGUUCCCUGGAUGGAUUAUGAAUUCCGGGUCAUAGCCAGCAACAUCCUUGGAACUGGGGAACCCAGUGGACCCUCCAGCAAAAUCCGCACCAAAGAAGCAGCACCUACUGUGGCACCAUCCGGGCUCAGCGGAGGAGGAGGGGCACCCAAUGAACUCAUCAUCAACUGGACACCCAUGCUGAGGGAGUACCAGAAUGGAGAUGGCUUUGGUUAUAUCCUGUCGUUCCGUAAGCAAGGCACCCAGGCAUGGAUGACAGCCAGGGUGCCUCAUGCAGAGUCUCUGCACUAUGUUUACCGCAAUGAGAGCAUUGGACCCUACACCCCAUUUGAAGUGAAGAUUAAAGCGUACAAUCGGAAAGGGGAGGGACCAGAGAGCCUGACCGCUGUCGUGUACUCAGCAGAAGAAGAGCCCAAAGUGGCUUCUUCUAGGGUCACUGCCAAAGCUGUUUCAUCUUCGGAAAUGGAUGUGUCCUGGGAGCCGGUUGAGCAGGGAGACACGAAUGGAGUCCUUCUUGGCUAUGAGAUCCGGUACUGGAAAGAUGGUGAUAAAGAGGAAGCAGCAGACCGAGUGAGGACGGCGGGUCUAGUCACAGCUGCUCACGUAACAGGCCUGAACUCCAACACAAAGUACCACGUGACGGUCAGAGCUUACAACCGGGCCGGAACUGGACCAGCCAGUCCAUCUACAAACGUCACAACCACAAAGCCACCACCUAGGAGACCACCUGGCAACAUCUCCUGGACCUUUUCUGGCUCUGGCGUCAGUAUCAAGUGGGACCCUGUAGUAGCACAGGGGGAUGAGUCAGCUGUCACUGGGUACAAGAUGCUCUACAGGCAGGACUCGCACUCCAUUCCUACCCUGUAUCUGUCUAGCAAGAACCGACUCGAUAUACCAGUGCCUGAAGACUUCACUCAUGCCCUGGUACAGAUUAGGGCAACGGGGCCAGGAGGAGAUGGAGUCCCAGCAGAGGUUCACAUCCUCAGGAACAGCGGCACAAGCAUGAUGGUGGAAAGUACUGCAGCCACUCCAACACCAUACACUGUCAUUAUCAUGACUAACUACUUAGUAAUGUUGACCCUGAUUGGCUAUUUGGAGCUCUGAUGCUGGCCUGCGCAACUGAAGAUUACUGGACACCGUUGCUCGUAAACUAGCGGGGAACUAGUCUACAUUUGGCCAUUACAACAAGUUUGUACUGCAGUGGCAAUGAAACGUGGUUUGUCAAAAUCAAUUUAAGGGAACAACAACAACUAACACACACAAAAAAAAAGCCCACUUUUUUUUUUUUUAGGAAAUAGAACAUUUCAUACAAGACAUGGGUCUUUAACCAAUCAAAGAUUUUUUGAGAGAAAAAAGAAACAAAGAGGAAGAACUCUGCGUGAAUUCUUGGGUGGUGGCUGUCACGUAUACUGUAGCCAGUAGGUUUUCUGCCUUACGAAGCCAUGUAUGAAAAUAUGAUAAGACUCAUAAACUUGACUUUUUUAAAUAUGUACAGUACUGUGGGGGGGGGGGUGGAUUUCAAUAUGAUCAGCAUGUUCCAUAUAAAUCACAGUUACAACCUGAGCUGACAGCUGUGAUGUUCAA
Molecule: messenger RNA, 3864 nt
Organism: Gavialis gangeticus (Gharial)
Lineage: Eukaryota; Metazoa; Chordata; Crocodylia; Gavialidae
Gene: CNTN2
Product: contactin 2
Exons: 23
Coding region: 271-3384 (1037 amino acids)
Biological process (GO): brain development; cell-cell adhesion
Molecular function (GO): cell-cell adhesion mediator activity
Source: RefSeq, a predicted model, not a curated record